AUGUUUAUGCUGAUUCGAAGAAAAUACAUACAACUAGUAGUGGUGAUUACAUUGCUUCUUACGGUUAUAGCGACGUUAUUAUCGGUUUUAAAUGAGACCUCGAGGGUAAAGAUAAAUUCAAAACUUAGACUUAAUUACCUUGAUAGAUUGACCAGCCAGAUAUACUCGGGAUACUUUGAAGGGAAGGACAAGGGAGACACAUUUGAUCCAGAAUCACGUUUUAACAAGAAUAUUGAUGCAAUUUAUAAAGAAAAGAAGAGCCUGGAGGAUGAUGAAAGCAACUUAUGGACAAUGGACACCACGAUCAAGGGUUCCUCACUCAAGAUUCCUCCAUAUUAUUAUGAUAUGUCGGACAAGCCGCCCAUUCUGCCGUUCGACAUUAGAUUCACAUUAGGAAUGUAUUACCACCAUAUAAGGACUCAAUCUAAAAAGAACCCGAACAAGAUUGUUUCUGCUCCGUUCCAUUGGUAUGACUGGGUGGAUUUAUCGAUAUUGAAUCAGUACUUAUUAGCACCAGCAAACGAGAAGCCAACUUGUUCAUUAUUGGAUGCUAGAAUGGAUGAAAUUAAAGUUUUCCAGGAGAAGGACAAGAAGCAAAAAGAGAAAGAUUCCAAAUUGAAAGAAUUUGAACAAAAUCAAAUUACUAAAGAAGAGGACAAGAAAAAAGUUGAAGAAUCCCAGAAGAAAAUUGAGGAGAACAAGAUUGAAGAUAACAUAGAAAAACCGGAUGAGAAUAAGGAAGAUAAUAAGGGUGAUCAGAAUGAAGAGAAUAAGGGUGAUAAGAAUGGAGAGAAUAAGGAUGAUAAGAAGGAGGAAAAUAAGGGUGAUAAGAAUGAAGAGAAUAAAGAUAAGAAGGCGGAAAAUAAGGAAGAUAGAAAUGGUGAUGGUAAGAAAGAAGAAAAUGAGCAAAACGAUGACAAGAACAAGAAAGAGAAGAGACACGUCAAGAGGGGAGAAUCUGUGGACCCCAAAGAAUAUUGUGUCGAUGACUUUCAUUUGCCAAGCGAUUUCCAAGAUGGUAAUACAGUAAGACCGGGAUUCAAUGUCUUUAAGAGUGAUAUGAGAACGACUCCUGACAAAGCUAUUCUUCUUGGAAAAUCAUACUUAUACACCUAUGCACCAACACCUGCAAUGAUUGUUUUCUUAACAAAAGAUGGAUCUUAUAAUCUUACCGUUAAAGGAAGGGAAAAAUUAACGAAUUCUGAUUUGGUAGAUAGCUAUAUUAAUCAGGAAAAAAAGAAGACAAUUGAUCCCUUAACCGAAUUUAAUAAAUUGAAAAAAAAGGUGAAAGUUAAUUCGCAUCAAAGUAUUAAUGAUUAUGAAAUUAACCUCACUGAAGAUUCCUUUAUUCUUAAACAUGAAGAUCUUAUUAACGAAUACGAAUCUAAGCUAAAAGACAGUGGGAUAACAGUUAAUGAGUAUCGCUAUUUAGAAUCCUUAAAGUAUUCGGAUAACGAAGUCAAAAAUGGUAAUCCUCCAAAGUAUUUUGCAGAAGCAAGAUUGAUCGGUAGUUUGGUUGGGGAUCAUUAUGAUUGGAGAUUUUUCAAUGGUGUUAUGUAUGAAGCAUCACAAAGAAGUUUGAUAUUGCACAGAUUGGUUAGAUCAUGGUUAUCGUUCAGCCGUAAGAAUGGUAUCAACACUUGGGUUGCACAUGGAUCAUUAUUAUCGUGGUACUGGAAUGGGUUUUCUUUUCCAUGGGACUAUGAUAUUGAUGUGCAGGUUCCGGUUAUGGAUUUGCAUAAAUUGUCAUUACAAUUUAAUCAAACUUUAGUUGUUGAAGAUAUGGAAGAGGGUUAUGGAAGAUACUUUUUAGAUUGUGGAUCUUUUAUUACAUUAAGAGCCAAGGGAAAUGGUAAUAAUAACAUUGAUGCCAGAUUUAUAGAUAUUGAUACUGGUAUCUAUAUUGAUAUUACCGGACUAGCGGUGUCGAACACAAAAUCGCCAGAUAGAUACAAGGAGUUUUAUCCUGAUCAGUGGGUUGAAAAUGCAGAAGACUAUACGGAAGCAAAUACUGCAAUGAAUGCAUAUAACUGUCGUAAUAAUCAUUUUUCAACAUUAGACGAAUUAUCACCUUUAGUAAAGACAUUUGUUGAAGGUGAAAUGGCUUACGUUCCAAGAAGAUACAGCGACAUUUUGUCUGUUGAAUAUCCUAAGGGAUUAUUAAGCAAACAAUAUAGUGGACAUGUGUUUAUACCCCAAUUGCGAUUAUGGGUUAAGGAAGGAGAUUUGUAUUAUUUCUUACAUGACAAGGAGAAGUGGAAGUUGCAUAACUACAAUGAAGAGUAUACUAACAUCGAGUCUCAAGAAGACUUGGAUAAGGAGAAUGCUAGGUUCGAAUUGACCGAAUCCCAAAAAGCGAAAUUAUUAGAAGCAGCGGCAGCAAGGAAAAAAUUAGGUCAAACUCUGGAAAAAUCAACCAAAUUGAGCGACAAGGAUUUGCGAACUAUUUAUAAUUUUAAACCUGAACAGCUUCUUGAAUUACUAUCCAAAGAAGAACUUUUCACUAAUUAUUGUCUGACUAGAGACUUUACUUUCUUUCAUCAAGAAGAAAUCAUGAGACUAUUGUUCGGCAAGUCCACCGAGAAGUUGCUCAAAUCACAGAAGGCAUUCAAGCCGUUUACUACCAAUUUUCUCGAUUAUUAUAUUCAUAAUAACGAUUAUAACUAUGAUGAACAAGUCGACAAGUAUAUUGCUUUGCAUGCUGCAUAUUCAUCAUAA
Molecule: messenger RNA, 2718 nt
Organism: Debaryomyces hansenii CBS767
Lineage: Eukaryota; Fungi; Ascomycota; Pichiomycetes; Serinales; Debaryomycetaceae
Gene: MNN4
Product: Mnn4p
Exons: 1
Coding region: 1-2718 (905 amino acids)
Source: RefSeq, a predicted model, not a curated record